Molecule: messenger RNA, 450 nt
Organism: Penicillium coprophilum
Lineage: Eukaryota; Fungi; Ascomycota; Eurotiomycetes; Eurotiales; Aspergillaceae
Exons: 1
Coding region: 1-450 (149 amino acids)
Source: RefSeq, a predicted model, not a curated record
AUGGCUAGUUCCAUCCAGCCCUUGCUUGACCUUGACCCCGAGCACAGAUCGUGCAUUGGAGGACGGACGGUUGUCACAUGCAAGGGUUGUGCUGGAAAUGCCCCAAGGUAUACACCUCUGAAACACCCUUCCCAUCUAUACCCCAAUACUAACGCGAUUCCCAGAGGAGCAAUCUGCCCUAGCUGCAACGGUCGCGGCUUCAACAUCUUUGUCUGUGCACACUGCAACUCUGCAGCUGCUGCAGCCGCAGCCAGAGCAACGGCGAACCCCACAGCUGCAUCUGCAGAAACACCCGGCUCUUCGGUACCUUCAUCCCCGGGCUCGCUAAGCCGUACCCCGUCUACUUCGCAUCCGGAUCCAACCGUCGCUCGGUACGCAAAAUAUGGGGAUGGUCGUGACAGUAGCUGUGGACGGAUUGAUAGCAAUAUGAACAAGCCACGAAAUCCAUGA